This is a messenger RNA of Protopterus annectens (West African lungfish), 4890 nucleotides long. It is a transcript of the gene FDXR, whose product is annotated as ferredoxin reductase. The transcript has 12 exons. NCBI's taxonomy places the organism in Eukaryota, Metazoa, Chordata, Ceratodontiformes, Protopteridae. The record is from RefSeq and is a predicted model, not a curated record. Gene Ontology annotation, biological process: ubiquinone biosynthetic process. Gene Ontology annotation, cellular component: mitochondrion. The coding region runs from base 695 to 2188 and encodes 497 amino acids.
GGGAAAAGCCGAAAGAAGAAGAUCUUGGGUUAAAACUGAAAAAUGUACAGUGAGGCCACUGAUCUAUGAAUAAAUACAUAAGUGAGAGACUACUCUUUCAAUACAGAACGUCAGGACGACUAAUCGUAACAAGAUUCAUUUGAGAAGAAGUUUACAGAAUACUGUCCUAAGGGUUUGAAUUUCAGCAGAUGCGCACUAGGGAGAACUAAUAAUGUACAUUUAUGACGUGUUUUAGGAGGAGGACGAAGAGGCGGAGAGUGACAGUCAAACACGUGGUGGAGGUGUACCCUAGUUACUGGAGUUUUUCUUGGAUUAAUUCUUGCACUACUGAAUUACGUGUUUUAAAUAAUUUAAAUAUGUUCAUUCCCCUUGCAAGUCAUAUAAAAUGGUUACAGCUUUAAGGAUGAUUUACACUGACCAGCCGUAUUAGUAUCAAGCAGAAUUUUCAACAUGUAGGAUACAUUUGUUUACAUAGUAUGCUGCCUUAAAGAUAAGACUCUGAAUUUUACUACACUUAUACUGUACGCGAACGUUAUUUAGCAUAUCGAGCUUUCAAUCACAUCUUGGUCAUGUUAAGCUUUGGAAGGACCUAAUAAUAUAUCCAGCAGAUUGGGGGAUACGGUCAUAAAAUCACAGAGUUUAGAUCACACAUUACUACCUCGUUAAGUAGCAGUGCACUUAAAUAAACAUUAAUAUGGCGGCGCCCAUCGGAAGACGAAUAUUGCAGUUGCCUAGCGCAUUUCGGGCGAUGGCUUUGAGGCCAAGAGGAUUUUUUAAUACUCCAGGAUUAAGAAGAUUCUGCAAAGCUGCUGGUAGUAACCCUCAUAUCUGUAUUGUUGGCAGUGGCCCAGCAGGUUUCUAUACUGCCCAGCACUUAUUGAAGCAUCACAAAUCUGUUCAGGUGGAUAUCUUUGAGAAACUGCCUGUUCCCUUUGGUCUGGUCCGGUUUGGUGUUGCCCCAGACCAUCCUGAAGUGAAGAAUGUGAUCAAUACGUUUACUCAGUCUGCUCAACAUGAUCGCUGCUCAUUUUAUGGUAAUGUUACAGUGGGUAAGGAUGUAACGGUGGAGGAACUGAGACAAGCAUAUCAUGCUGUUGUUCUGAGUUAUGGGGCUGAAGAUAAUCGGCAUCUUGGAAUUCCUGGUGAAUCUCUGUCUGGAGUAUAUUCUGCCCGAGCAUUUGUUGGAUGGUACAAUGGAUUGCCAGAAAACCAGGAUCUAAAUCCUGACUUAAGCAGUGAGACCGUGGUGGUUUUGGGUCAGGGGAAUGUGGCCCUUGACGUUGCUCGGAUUCUUCUCUCCCCAGUUGAUUUACUGCAGAAAACUGACAUCACCAGUACCUCUCUGGAUGCCAUAGCUGCUAGUAAGGUAAAGAGAAUCAUUCUUGUUGGACGUAGAGGACCUCUUCAAGUAGCUUUCACUAUUAAGGAGCUGCGUGAAAUGAUUAACUUACCUGGCACCAAACCUAUCCUUAAUCCAAAUGACUUUGAGGGACUCAAGGAUGAAAUCAAAGAUGUCCCCAGGCCUAGGAAGCGAUUGUCAGAGCUGAUGAUCAAGACAGCUCUGGAGAAACCUUCAGGAAAGGAUGCUGAGCGAUGGGCAACUUCAUGCAAAGAAUGGGUUCUAAAGUUUCUUCGGAGCCCUGUAGAAGUUUUACCUAGUGCUGAUGGCACACAUGCUGCUGGGAUACGGCUAUCUGUAAACAGAUUACAGGGUUCAGGAGAGCUAGCAAAACCAGUAAUGACAGAAGAAACUGAAGAUAUCAGAUGUGGACUUAUCCUCAGCAGCAUUGGCUACAGAAGUCUCCCAAUUGACCCAGCAGUACCAUUUGAUAUGAAGGAAGGUAUCAUCCCAAAUGAAAUGGGAAGGGUCAGCAGCUUACCAGGUCUGUACUGCAGUGGUUGGGUGAAACGAGGUCCUACAGGUGUCAUCAUUACAACGAUGAAUGACAGUUUUGACACAGCACAUGCCAUACUGGAGGACAUUGACUCUGGAGUUCUGAACACUUCUACUGCUAAACAGGGUAUUGGAGCUCUGAGACAGUUACUCCAACAGAAAGGAGUUCAGCUUGUCUCCUUUUCUGACUGGGAGAAGAUUGACACUAAGGAAGUGGCACAAGGCAAACUGCUUGGCAAACCUAGAGAAAAGCUAAGAGAUUUGCAGGAAAUGAUCCACGUGGCACAUCAAUAACAUUAGAGACUACUGGUUUUAGAAUACUGCUGGGCUAGUUUUUGUAAUACUGUGAAGCUGCACAGAUUUCCCUCAGUUGUUUCAGACCUGGAUUAUUAUAAUUAACAAAUGUUUGGACUUUGAGGCCUACUGCUUUCCAUUUUGAAUCAUUCAGUUGUCUCUCUUAGUACAUCCUUUGAUGCUGUUCAAUGAAUAUAACUUGUACUAACUGUGUUUUCAAUGUUUUUUCCUUUAUAGAGCACUGUGUUUCUAGUUCUCUUCUAGGAGACCUUUACAAACUGUUUGACUGUUUGCUUUGUGGUAUUCAGUAUCAACAGAUAUAUCAAAAAGAUUUUUAACUUCCAUUUUGGUACCAGUAGUUAAGUAGUUUGGAAGCAUAUUUGGAGUUAAUAUGCUGAAGAGUAGAUUAAAAUAUUUGCACAUUCCUGCGUUUGCCCACAUUCCAGGAGCCCCAGUUUCCUCCCACCUCCCAAAUCCUGCAAAUAGGUGAAUUAAUUAUUAGAAUGUUCACAGGAUUUUAUGAGUUUGUGUAUGCACCUGCACAUGCUAUGUAUGUUAGUGUGUGGAUGUCUGUGUACGUGUGAGCUACAGUGGACUGACGUCCCAUCCAGUACUGCUUCUUGUCUUACAACUACUGCUCACUGAGAUAGACUGCUUUGCAUCACCCUGAACUAGAUAAGUGGUAUAAAAUCAAUUUUUGUAUUAAGUAGUAGUAUUUGUUUAGUGGAUUGCAUACUUAACUCUGAUGCUCAAAAAUUGCCUAUUGAGAUAGAAUGUUUCUGCUGAAAUUCUAGAAAAAUGUGAAUGGGAGGCCACUGUUUUACCAUGCCAAAUUGCAUCUUAAAUGAAAUUCCAUAUCUUUUAUAGUCAUUGUGAAUAAUAUCACCCCAGAAUCUGAAAAAAGAGGUUAUUGGAGCAUUUUUUAUUAAAACUACAACUUGUACCUGAAGUUCUUACAAAUAUAAGAAAAAAAUCCAAGUGUAAAAAUAGUAGUAAAAUUAUGGCUAUGAAAACUGAUACUAGAUUACAAUCUUUGAAUAUGAAAACUGAUAUUAGGCUGCAGUUUGUUCCAUUUGUAGUUGUUGGCAUAUUAACAGCACUCACAUGGUGAACAUGUUGUUUACCAGGAGCAAAGUGAUCUUUUUUGUCUUUAUUCCCCUCCCCAUGGUUUGUUUUUUUCAUCUUUUUUUUCACCCCUAUUUCUUAAGUUUAAUCGGCUCUGAGAUUGCAAUACAUCAGAUGAGUACAUCGGCAUUUCAGCUGCAUGCAGAGAUGCAGUACUUCUGAUCGGGUUUUCACUGCCAGGCCUAGAUGCUUAGUAAAGAUGGCAGGGAGGGCAGGAGUGAGUUGCCAGUGUCAGAUCACGUCUUGAGGGAGGGAGGGAGGUUGUUGGCUCACUGCACUACUGACAUUUCUUUUAGGCUGGAUAUGAGCAGCAAAAGAGCUGAGAAAUAGAUGCUUUAGUUUGCUAAGCAGUAUUUAGUGCUGCAACUGGCUUCAUUGUGUGCUGAUGCACGUCCGGAAUAUUUAAAAAAAAAAAAAAAAAAAACUUUUAACUCCUGCCAGAUGAUCAUCAUCCUCCCCAAGUAGUAUCUUCAGUUGCUGGAGGGAUGGGGUAAAAAUGGAACAAGUCAGUGACAAUGGUUUGAAGUUAUGGGAAGACAGACAGAGAAAAAUAAAGUAAAAAAAUUAAAUCAACCCAACUUUUAUAAUGCUGUUAAUUUUACCUUUGUUGAAAUUAGCCAUCAGUCCAAAUGGGCUUGGUCACUUUAUAUAGUCCCUUUCCUGCUGUUGUGGCUCAUAGUGUAUUUAAUUCCAGGUCUUUGAUAUAAUGUCUGUUUCAUUUCUUGGGCCUCCAGUGAAAAUGGGCUCUGAAUUGGCCCCAGUGGACUCUCCUGGUAAACAAAAUGCAAAUAAAUAAAAUAAAUAUUUUUUACUUGUAAGAAGCAGAAAAUAUAAAUGCAAGCAAAAAGUACAUCUGUAAUGUACAAAAUGAUGUAUACAUAUUGUUCCCUAAUAGAAACAUUAACAUCUUUAAUAUCAAACAUGAAUAUAAAAUAGACUUGGAAACAAACAUGCAGUUGUGUUCAUGGCAGAAUUAAUUAUUUUCAGUCUAGCAUCUAACAACACAUAGAAUUGAUAUUUAUUUUGCUACAAGAAAAAGGACUGUUAAUACAUAGGAGUGUUGAAGAUCAUUAUGCCAAGUGUAAAGAUAACUUUUUAAUAAUGGGAAAUGCAUAUUUCAAGCAAAGGAAAGCAUUUUCUGAAAAUCAGCAGUCUGCUGUUAGCCACCACAUAAGGAGAAUGGGGUGCUUCGAUUCCCUUAGCAGUGCAGUGUUCAGGUACAGUGUAGCAAAACCUGGAACAGGCACCCCCUGUUUAAUGUUAAGUGCUGUAACAGUCUGGAUGUGUUUAUGAAAUCACUUUAACUUGACUCUGAAAUCUAUAUUUAUGAUAGUUAUUUCUUUAUGUAAUUGUAAAUUAUUACCAAGCUGAAUUAAUCACUCAGCCAAAACUUGAUUUGUAUUGGUUUAUCCAUAGAUUUCUUUGCACUUUACUGUCUUCCUUGAAGAUAUUAAACUGAUUUCCCUGUAUUGUUGAAAAAGUUAAGCCUGGAUAUAUAGCAAUUAUCUAAAUGCUUUACCUGAAUUGUUGUAAAAAUUUAAGCCUGAAAAAAAAUAUAUAUAUAUCAGUUUACAUCA